Molecule: messenger RNA, 6828 nt
Organism: Anopheles stephensi (Asian malaria mosquito)
Lineage: Eukaryota; Metazoa; Arthropoda; Insecta; Diptera; Culicidae
Exons: 2
Coding region: 5426-6718 (430 amino acids)
Source: RefSeq, a predicted model, not a curated record
AAAAUGAGUCUAUUUGAUAUAACAAAAUGAGCAUAAUUUUCGCCAAACAGAUUGUUCAAGAGCGAUUAUUUCACUAAAAAUAAAUUAUUUUAGCAAAAAUUUAGCAAUUUCAAAUUAUUUGCCCUAUAUUUUGCAACACGAGAAUACCUAAAAAUAAAAAUUGCAGAAUUGUGUCUAUCGCUUAAUUUAUCUGCUUCGGCGACUUUAAAUACUGUCCAAUUUGCCAUAUUAAAUGCUCCAAAUUUUAUGAAAUGUUAGUAACUAUUUUUUUAAAUUAAUGGAAAGUUUACAAAAUAUCUACGUUUCCCUGCAUUAACAUUGCAAUGAAAUGUCCUCCCUUCCCGACACGCCGGCAACGGAAUUCACUAAAUCACAAUCACGCGUUCAAGCCAGGGCAACAAUAGCUACGCCACCGUUGACAGGACGUUCGGCAAAAGAAGUAGAAAACUAUAUUUAUUAUUAUUUUGCCCUUCUUUUGUUCUGUUUUUUUUUCCAUUUCCCUUCCACCUCCCACGAUUUUCGAGCCGUACAAUCUUAUCUCCGUUUCGCUCGGACCCGCUCGGUUUCGUUCCGUUGUUCUUCUUUACUUUUUUUUAAAUUAUUUUUCGAUUCCGCUUCGAUUAUCCUUCUGCAUCCUGCACGAAAAGCAGCACUUUACGAAACAACACCCACAACUUUCAAGCUUUAUGUCUAGCAAACACACACACGCACACACUCAUCACAAAUAAGCUUCGCAAUGUGUUUUACGCAUUUUUUGUUCCUCGUUUCUCUUCCCGUCGCUUCUUAUCGUUCGCUCGAGCCUUGUGUAGCUUCGAUGGAAUCUGAUCCUGCGUGAUCCUUUUCCCCGGCAAUGGCAUGGCUCUUAUUGCUAGCGCGGCAGGACGUGCAGCUCCGCCGCAACCCUGACCUUCCGCUUUUGGACCAUAGUCGUAAAAGCUGGCAGUAGAACAUAAAUAAAAUUUCAAAGCAAAAUCGGCAAAAGACAAACGAAGCAGGCAGAAGAAAAUUAAAAACACACAUCAACGUGGACGUGGAAAAGCGUGGAACGGUGAACGGUGAAGAAAAUGUACGUGAAGCGGACAGAUUAAACAGAGCGAAAGGCGAGAUAAAUGCGAAUAAUCGUAAAAAAAAGGAAGAGAAGGAAAGCAUAAAAACACAUUAGCACAGCAACGCAACGCAAACCGAUAGAUUCGAUAGAGCAAGCAAGCAACCAAAGCUGUGGAAGAAGAGGCACAGAAACACGGUACGUGGUAAGGAGAAGAAACACGAAACAAUCAUAGAUUUGUAGACAGUUUGCAGGAUAGACAGUGUGUAGAAUGAAACGCGAAGGAAAAGGAAGAAGGAAAACAGUUGAAAAGUAAAUGAGGAAAAACAUGAGAACCAUGGGAAGCACUUCGGGAGAAUUUUGGAAAAAAUGUGUUCUGCACACAUCGCCGAAGAGUGUCCUUAUUGUGCGGCACAUUUGCCGAGAUGGAUGGAACCGAAUCGACGCGGCAAGGAUAAUGGACCAAACCUGGAAUGUACAGAAUCGCUUACCGAAUCUAUUUUGCUCUCUUUAUUCUAAAAUUUUUCUGGUUAAAGAUAUUUUUGGAAAAAUGUAUUUAAAGAUUGGGAUCAAGCAGACAUUUUCCUUAAAUUCUACAGGGUUUCAAUCUAUGUGAUGGAAUGUUUUAAUGACUCAGGAUUGAAUAUUUCAAGUCCGCUAUGAAGCUUUGAAAUCAUAUAAUGGAAUAUUGCAUACAGGGAGAAGAGAUUGGCAAACGCGACUGUUUUAAUAAUUUUGUGGAAUGUUUCAACUAGAUAAAGGAAUAUUACAAUAAUGUUGUGGAAAGUGGCAAUCAUACAAUGAAAUGUUGCAUUCAGUAAGGAGAAAUUCGCAACUCAGCUGUGAAACAUUGCAAUCAGCUUUGGAGGUUCUUCGGAGCGUUUGGUUCAAUCCUGCCCAAUUGAAAAAUUGCAAAAUGUCAUUGGAUUGUAAGUUAACAAUAUUAAACCCUAUCAUACAGAUACGAAUAGGGUGAAAGAGAAAAUAAUUCGAAAAUAUAUUUUUUAAUAAGAAUUUUCUCAAUUCACAGCUACUUGCUAAAUAGCACAAUAUGCUAUUUAAUAUAAGAUAGCAUAUAAGAUUCCAUUAUAUGACUGCAAAGUUCCCUCUUAUAUGAAUCAAAACCAUGUAAGGCAUUUGUUUUAAUCUCCAAUUAUACUUCUACAUGCUCAAUUUUGAAGAGGGCUUGAAAAAAGGAUAUUUUUAAUUACCACUUCUGCAGCAUAAUAUAUCGCCCCGAACCGAACCACGGCUACUCAAGCACGCACACGAGAUUAAAUAAUAAGCAGUGAGCGAGACAGCCGAGCGCUCGAAAAUUCCCAUCGAUUAAGCCCAGUGACAGAUUGAUGAGCAACAAUUGGACUGCCGCUCCCGGGCUGGCCUAGGAUUAUGUUUCACCCGUUUCGCUUUGUCUGUUCCCUCCUUAAUAAGCUCCACAUUAUCCAUCCACCGCGCACCGGGACGAUUUAUGCUGUCAGUGGAAAGUGAGACGAGUUCUGUCCCCUGCGGGGUUCGUAUUCUCUGCGCUCAUCGCAAUCAUCGCAAUGUUUGCAGCGUUGACACACACAAAACAAAAAGAAUCCUCACGCCAGGUGAGUCUAGGAAGGAAAGCGUCGAGGCACUCGAGAACGCACGAAAUGAUCAAAGACCAAGUUCGAUUACUUUAUUCAAUUUUGCUUCGUUUCAAGUUUCCACGGCACACAGAAAGGAUACGCCGUGCUAGGAAAGCGCUCGCGCGAUUUUUGUACAUUUUGCACUCCAUUAGCGUAAUGUGAUUUCUCCCUGGACAAUACGGCCACUUGCAAAUCGGAAUUCGAAAAGCAGUUACUUUACAUUACAUUUUCCACCCGCUUUUUUGUCGACGGGACGAAGAUGCUGGUGGCGCGGUCCACUUCAAUCGUAUCCUUCGCUCAUCCUUUGUGGAUUUUAUACUCUUUUCUCCUCCUUUUUUUCGACGUCAGUCGUUGUCCAGCUUUUCAUAGGAAUCAGCUCAACCGUAGCACAGCGGGAAUUAGACGCCAGCCUGUAGCGUCCCGGGGGUUUUCCUUUCAGGAGGAUUCAUUUCAAUGUGCGCAUCAGGAGUUGGCGGGAUUGGAAAUGCAUGCUCGCCAGACGUUGUACCCUUCGGCGUUAUAUUUUUUUUUUUCAAUGCUUCCAAUUGAAACACAAGCAAAUAGAAAGUGACCUAGAAAGAGGACUCGCAGGCACUUUGGAAAAGCUAUUUUCUAUUUUUAAAUUGAAAUGAUCGAAUAAGCGUUCGUUCUCACUUUCUCCCCGUCGACAGCUUCUAAUUCCAAUGCAAUCAGCGAAAUUCAUCUCCAUUCCCAGUCGCGUACGUAAUCCUGCCGGGUGAUGUAGAACCAAACCUUGGGCCAUAAUUUUCCUCCCUAACCUCACUAAACGAGAGCGUUCGGAGCGAUCCCGAACAAUAAUUCAACCUUUCCACACGGCCUAGUACAAGUUAAUUUGAUCCACCAAAUAGCCACAGCCACAGCCACGGCACAGCGAGCAGCGAAAGGCCCAAGAAACAAAUAACAACGCACCUCGCGUACGGGUCCACAUAAAUGUCACCAUCGGCCGGCUGGACACUGCAGACGGUUCGGUACAGGCGCGCUGGUAGCAACUGGUAGCAUAUUGGACGAGUUUGGAGCAGCCAGCGACAGCGUCCUCCACCGAGCGUCGUAUCGUUUUAUUUUACACACGAUCAAGCACGCCUCGCACCAGUAGAUUAAGAUACUGGUCCGGGAGCCCAGCGAUAAUGGGUGAAGAGGUGGCUCCCUUCAUUCACACCCCCCCCCCCUCCGUGCGACAUUAAACAGCUUGGAUUUAAUCGACUGGCAGGCACAAGAUACGUACCCGAGCCAGACAAACCAGCACAGGAUUUAGAAAAGAAAAUCCAAAACACACCGAAAGCUUUGGCACGGAGCGAAAGAGAACACCAAAGAGAGAUAGAGAGACAGCACCCAACAAAAGCAACAUUAGAUGCAAACACAAACACACACAUACACACACAAAAAGAGAGGGAACAUGUGAGCACAAUGAAUGUGUAAUCUGAUAUCAUUGAUAAUUUAUAUUCCGCACCGACACGCCACCAGCACACACGGCAGCCGGUACGGGAGUUACAUUAGCGUAAAAAGCGUGUUGUCCCGUGUGGACGAGGAAAUAGACGACAUCGACAGACAAUUCCACCGAACUGCAGCCAACUCAGGCCCGAUUACGGCGUUUUUGUUUUUUUAGUUGUUUUUAUUUUGGACAGCGUUGACGAAAUCACGGUCAGGGAAAUCCUCGUCGUGUGCUUUUCUUGCUCCGUUUCGCUGCCCGAUGCUGCUGUCAAGCGAACGCGACCAGCAUAUGAAUCAAGCGGGCUGUUGACUGGAUGACAGUGGCUAGAAUUGGAAGUCUGCUGUGGAUGGGAGGUCUAAGAAAGUUUCAAGUCACUAUAUUAUUGAAAGAAGUUUUUUAAAGCAGUUUCCACACUAUGGAUGAGCUUUUCAGUGAUUCUUGUGGAGCAAUGCCUGAUAAUCCCGAUGAUUUUACAAGGGUUUGAUGUAGUUAAAAGUACGAUAAAAAUUGCACAAGAAAACAUAAGGGACAUAUUAGCAUUUUGAAAGUCCUAAAUAAUCAAUCCUUGGCAAUUGGAAAUCAACGAUUUUGUUUAAAAUUCUGAGGAGCUCUUUAGGAAUUAGUUUUGAGAAAUUAUGCCUCAAACUGUACAAAAUGUAUCUUCAUCAAAUAUUCGACAAUCAGAUCAUAGCUCAGAAUACUCCAUGUAGAAAAAUGGUAAAAUCACUAGUCUAACUCUAGGCUAGCCGAUAUUCUACGCGUGAUAUACUGGUCCACCCUAAGGGCUUCGACAAAGCCAAUAUUCUCAUCACAACCCUCAAACAACCUCUAAAUAUCAUUACUGUCCUAUAGCCAACACAACCUAGAUGAGAGGCAUCCUAGACUAAUAGAGCAUUCCCAUAGCAACUAAAUUACCCAACUUCUUCCCGGGUGUCUACUGUUGAAAACUUAUUGCCACUUAUCGUGCUGCUGUCCUUCGGCUAAACCCUAACUGCUUGAAGUUUGAUUUACAUCUCAAGCUGAUCGCGUACCGGGAAGAAACGCGACCCCAAACUACACAUAGCCACUCGGACAAUCCACUUUGGACGAUGGACGUACCACACGCACUGCAACCUCCAGUGCCCCCAUCCACCCCGAACCCAUACGCUCGCACCAGAGGCAGAUGAACUUUAAAUUUGUCCGCCUAUUGAUUGAUUGACGGCGGAGCAAAUCUAGAGCAACAACUCCAAUAGACCUCCCGGGCCAGCGUGUGCGAGAUGAUUCUGUUACGCACCCAGACGCUCAGGUGCGCCGUUCCACCUGGACGGGUGGUGUCCAAUGUCAGUGACGUUCGCGAUUGUGUCGAUUAUGAUGUUACUCCGCGUGCUCCAACCACCGCCCAACGUGCCGUUUAAUCUGUCAGAUUUCAUUUCUCUUCAUGACUGGUUUCUUUCUGCCCCUUUCUUCGGCCCCGUACAUGUCCACUGCUGCUACAGUACACCCGAGACGACAUCUGAGACAUCGGGACAACCGGGUUCGCUGACAAUGUUGUGCCGUCGCAUGCGACUGACCGAGCGCCAUCUUCAACCGCCGAGAGAACCACUGGAAGGACCGAUCGUACGACCAUGUACGGCACGGAAACUGAUGAACCUGGACACUGCCACCAGCAACACCACCUCCAACGCCAACGCCACAACCACCACCACCACCAACAACAUUGGCAACAGCUCCGCUCACACAAUCAUCACCAUUCCUACGGGCGACGAUGCCGGGACGAAUUGCGAGGGUCAACCGUUUUCACCACGUGGGAGGAAACACACCGAAGGGCCCAAAACGCCUCUGAUGAUUGUUAAUUUGAACAUCCCGCCCGGUACGGAAACGUUGGCACCGAAAAGCGCAUCCCGCUCGGAACGUCACAAGCUUCCCCACUUCUGCAUGCAGUAUCGCAACUUCGGACGGUACUGCUCCGCACCGCCUGGAUGUUCACCCGGGCAUGGGUCCGGAGUUCCGGCCGGUGUCGUAGGGACAUCGGGCCCCGCCAGUGGUCUCAUCCCUCAGAUAUUCAUCCAAAGCUUCGAGCUGCAGGAUCGCCGGGCAGCGGACGGACCGGGAGGAUCGGCGGAGCACGAUCAGCAGCAGGGAAGCCAGCAGUACAACAUCAUUACCGAGAACGAGGAGGAUACGUUCGCGACACUACUGUUGGACAACAUCUCCAACAUUUCGCUCGAGAUGAUACAGCGCCAUCAGCAGAAGCUGCUCGGUACGACGGCGUCCUCCAUUACGGAGAGUCCGCUCGUCACAGGAGCUACGGGUGGUAGUGCGACCUGUUUCCAGCACGUGGAAGGUUGCAGCAGUAUGGAGCGUACGGAGAGCAAGACAUCCACCGACGUGCUAUUGCCCCUGGACGGCACGAGGAUGGAUUCGCACGAGGAACGUGAUCGACAGCCAAGCAGAGGACAGUCUGCAUCGGGGCCGGCUUCCGCCGACCGGCUAGCAGUUGGGCAGGAAAGCAUGGAUGAUCAGAACCCAGACAUCCCGGCAGGUUACCGAUCACUCUGCUACAGGACGCCAAGCCCCAAGACGCGUCAGAUCAUUCGGGUGGACAUAGUUACCAGCAGGGAAAAGUAUUGAAGUCUCGCAGUACAGUAGAUGACAUCGUUGGUGAUUGCUUUAAUCGUUGAAAGAUGCGAAAAAUAUUGAAUAAACCUCGUUUAGACGGUAAAAUCCCUAAGAUUCGCCUA